AUGAGGAGUGCCGAGCGGGGAGGCAACGAGGGAAGCGAUCCAAGAGAGCCAAGCAACUGCAGCUCGCGCGGGAAGGAGAAGAAGAAGGAGAAAGGGGAGAAGACGGAAAAAGCGGAGAAGGCGGAAAAAGCGGACAAAACUGAUAGGAGGGACAAAACUGAUAGGGUGGAGAAGGACACGCGUAGGAAAACCCCCCAGUGCGCAGGUGAACUGUGCGAAAUCCUCUCCUCCGAUGGCAGCAACGAGCAAAUUGAACAGGACGCGGACAACUUCAUCAUAGUGGAGCUCAUUUCCUACAUCGGAGGGAACUCCAAAAUUAUUACCUACUACCCGAGCACCCGCGGGAGCAAAUCCGGGCAGAACAAGUACCUCCACCACUUUUACAGCAAAAAAAGGAUCAAGCUGUAUCUGUGCCUCCACAAAAGGAGCAACGAGAUUUACAUAUACGAGGUGGAGUCUAGGAAGGUCAGGCGGAGGGAGACCCCCCCGGGCAGUAGUGCCAAUGCAGCGCCCGUUCCAGAAGCCAUCUCUACGAAUAGAGGAGAGAUGAACCAAGCGAGUGCAUUCCUGCACGGCGCAAAUGUCAAAAGCGAGCCACCAUGUGAUGCACCCCCACCUCCCAAUGACGAGCAUAAUCCCAUCAUCAACGAGUCUACCUCGUCCUGCAAAGAAGAACCAACGCAUGAGUGCAAACCAGGGAAGUGCAAAACAAAAGAGGAAGAUAAAUCCACCUCAAUGAUGAGCGAAAACCAAAACUUCAAAGAAAGAAGCAACAAAAAAAUGGUUGUUACCAAACUGUUUGAUAGCGUCCACUGCAGCUACGAUUUGUCUACCGUCGAAUUUACGAAGCUGAACAGCCCAGAUGAUAAAACGCUAAACUCGUUGAAGAGCAUUUUAGAGCAAAAGAUUAACAAAAGUGAGAGGAGGGUCUCCGAUGCGGGGCAUUCCCAGGGGGGGGCCCCACUGGAAGAGACCUCCCAAAAGGGGGACACCCAAAAAAGGGGCAACCAAACAGGGGAUACCCAAACAGGGGCCCACCCAAUUGGCAGUCACAUUGCUGAUACCCUUUCGAAGGGCCCUCCGCCGAGUGACCAUUCCUGCGCCAAAGCGGACGAGGCGGGAAAAGACAUGACCCGUUCAGGCGACAACGACAGUGCAAGUGACAGCCAAGUUAAAAUCCUCUUUCUUCUUUUUCGCGAGCCAGCAGAUAUAUACAUGAACCAGUUUGCGGCGUUCGACCAAGGCAGCGGCGAAACGUGCACGAGGGAAAUCAGUGGGUUCUUGAAGGACGAGCAGCAGCGGCUCCUCGAGCGGGAGUGCGCGCAGGCCAAGCGGGCAAACAACUACGGAGCGCAAAUAAAACAAACCACACACGACCAAGUUCCCCAAAGCUUCCUACAGAGCUACGAAAGCGACGUGAGCAUUUACAGCAACGAUCUCUUCUUUAGCGACUCAGAAGUAGUCACCAGAGAAGAGGAGCUCAACACGAAUGAGAAGAAGAAUAAGAGAAGCUUCCCUGUGUACACUCGAAGCAAUUUAAAAAUUAAGUGGCUUCUCCUCAACCUAAAUUUAACAAAAGAGGAAGAAGUGGUCAUAGAAAAAUAUGUCCUGUUGAAGAAGGCCAGCAUUCUCAGGGCCACCAAGUCUACCCACGACUCGAACGACCUGCACUCCAGUUUUUACAAAACGGAGAAGAAGUCCAACGAGGAGCAGAGGAAAUCACGUAGGAAGGAAUCCCACUUGCUUAAGGGAGACCCCACUUGGAGUGGCAGACCCUACUCCACGCGCAGUACCCGCAAGGGUAACUCCCAAGCAAGACAGCAAAAGAAGGACAGGCCAGAUGAAAGCGACACCAAUGAGGCACACCACACUCAGCUAGCCACGAAUGAUCGAGACGACAACCACCAGAGUGAGAAUACCUUAAGGGAAAAACAAAAGGGGGAAGACAACAAGUUAAUAUUUACCUUUAAGUUUGAAGAGGACGCGGAGAAGGCCAGACAGGCAGGUGACCUCCACCAUGAGCAGGUCUCAGUGGAGCACAAAAUGUCAUCCCAUGGGGGGGAGAUAAACAGGGGAAACCAAAACGACCAUGCUACUGAGGCUGAUCCGAGUGUGCACGAAUCGGAUGCCUCUGUUGAGCCGGUUUUUUGCUACCCCAGUGCCAGGACCUCAAAGGAGAAGGCCUCCCUCCUCGACGACGCCAGCACCUGCCAGGAACCUAGUCGCGCCUCCAAGGUAUGCUCCUCUUACUCCUAUCUGGACCAAGGCUCUCAAGCAUUAUGUGAAGCGGCCACCGACGACAACGAGGAGGAGACGCUAAAGGGGAGGAAGAGGAAGAUAGAUGAGCUGGGAAAUGCUAACCAGGUGCAGUGUAGAGAGAAAAAAAUGCUGCACGUUCUCCCGGAGGGGGAAGACUACGAUGAUGACUUUCCCGAGGAGCGAAACGGUGAAGGUGUGGCUUCCGAGGUGGGAGCGUCAAACGAGACCUCAAACGAACAGUCAAAUGACCCGACGAAUGACCCGUCGAACGACCCGUCGAACGACCCGUCGAACGACUCCCUCGCGAGCGGCUCCGCACCCAACCACUCCAGCAACUCCAACGUGAGCUACACCUCCGAGGCGGACUGCAGGUACAGGCGGUGCGCCGACUCGGUGGAGGAGGUCCCCCCGCGGGAGGGGGGGCAGCCCCUGCAGAGUGGAGGGCAAACGGGUCAGCAACAAACGGGCCAGCAACAAACGGGCCAGCAACAAACGGGCCAGCAACAAACGGGUCAGCAACAAACGGGUCAACAGCUGCCUACCCGCGCGGGCGAAGCGGUGAACAGCUCCCUAACGCAGCAGUGUGACGGGUUUGUGGACAGCUCUGGCGGCUGCUCCGAGGGGGAGGGCUGCCUCAAGGGGGAUGCUGGCCGCGCUGAGAGGGGCGAAGGUGGCAGCGGAAAAGACGGCGAACGUGGUAGCAGCCGGGGGGGCGAGGAGACGCUCUUCUUCAAGCACAAAGUGAGGAGCCUGUUCGACGUCAUCAAAGUGAUAUGCUGCAACUUCGCGCGGCACUUCAAAUACAGCAGCAAGCUCAAGUUCUACGUUACGACGUUUUUAAACUUCUCCAAAAUAGAAAAGACCAAACUGCAGUUCAUGCAGAAGGAGAGGAUACUGGACACGCAGCUCCUCAAAAUGCACAUGCACAAAAAAACGGAGGACGUUAACAACGCCUGGAGGAUCAACACUCACAAAAUGGAUCGGCACAACUUGUUCCGCUUAAACAAAUUCAAGUACAUCGACGACUCGAUCAUCGAUUUCUUCCACAACUAUAUUUACUCCUUUGUUUUGAAGGAGGGAAGCAAAAGGGAGGAGGGAAAAAACGAGGGGAUACCAACCGACAGGGGGGGAAAAAGCGAUGGGAUACCAACCGACAGGGGGGGACAGAACGAGGGGAGACAGAACAAGGGGAUACCAACCGACGGGGGGACGCAAAACGACGUUUACAUUUUCAACACCUUUUUUUACAAAAAAAUUGAGCUGUAUGAAGACACCUGCAAGGCGUACCUGAGCACCAACAGGUGGAUUCAGAAGCUCGACAGGAAGGUCUACGAAUACACCUACGUCUUCGUCCCCAUCAACAUCAGCAACACGCACUGGUCCCUCGUGCUGCUCUACUUCCCCUUUAACGGGGGCCAGGCGGGGAGAGAGCAGCGACAAGAGGGGGAGAAAGAAGAAGAGGGGGAAGAAGAGGGAGAGAAAAAGAACUCCCCGGUGAGAAGCUCACCCAGUGGAGACUCCCCGAUGAGAAGCCCCUCUAGUGGAGACUCCCCGAAGAGCGACCCCCCUAGUGGAGACUCCCCGGAGAGCAACCCACCCACAGACCACUCACACCCCACGUUUAGGAGCAAAUCCUGCGAAUCGUUCUUUUCCAAGAGGGGGGCCCACUCCAAAUCGCGUCUGCCCAAGAACCGCACCGCUCUGCUGAGGAAUUACCUGCAAGGGAGAGACAACCCGGGUCAUCACCAUGAGAGGAAAGAAGGACACCUCUACAAGGAUGUAAAAAGCUCAAGUGAUUGUGGGGACGACCACCACACAGGGUCGAUCCCUCCAAAGGGAGACAUGACCAUCCGUUUGAGAGGCACAAAUAAAACGGGUUCUCCCCAAACCUGCAACGAUGCUACAAGUAAAGUGAAGGAUCCACCCAAAAAGGAAAACGUUAAAGUGGCCUACAUGAUUUACCUCGACUCGCUCUUCCCCUCCAUCAAGGGGAACAAAAUUCUGCACAAGUUGAAGAGGUACCUGGAGCACAUGCUGCAGCGGGACUGUGCAUCUCCCGGGGGGGUAACUACGGCACUGGGGGAAGUAGGGGCGGUAGGAGCAGCCCCCUCCGCUUCCGCGAACACUGCCGCGAACACUACCGCGAACUCUUCCCAGAACCCCUCCAUUUCGCAUAACCCCUCCAGUGCCCCCCCCCCGCGGAUUUUCUUCAAAUUCGUCUACCCGAAUGUCAUCCCCAAGCAAACCAACACAUACGACUGCGGCAUUUACAUCAUCCAGUUCGUUUUGCAUUUGUGCCUGAACAAGCACCUGGUCGAAAGCGAGCUGAUCAAGUCGUGUCGGGAGCAGGGGAAGGGCAGCCCUGCCGCUGACCGCCUUCGCUUCGGCCUCCACAACCACCGGCGCGAUGGCGGGGGCUCCUACUCGAGGCCGUGUGCGGGGAAGCCCGCCCCGUGGUUCUCCCCCAAGGAUGUCAGCUUGAAGUAG
Molecule: messenger RNA, 4746 nt
Organism: Plasmodium vivax (malaria parasite P. vivax)
Lineage: Eukaryota; Apicomplexa; Aconoidasida; Haemosporida; Plasmodiidae
Exons: 2
Coding region: 1-4746 (1581 amino acids)
Biological process (GO): proteolysis
Molecular function (GO): cysteine-type peptidase activity
Source: RefSeq, a predicted model, not a curated record